Molecule: messenger RNA, 210 nt
Organism: Rangifer tarandus platyrhynchus (Svalbard reindeer)
Lineage: Eukaryota; Metazoa; Chordata; Mammalia; Artiodactyla; Cervidae
Source: the annotation of a GenBank genome assembly
AUGCAUUUCCGACAAGCUCUCGCCUAUAUUGUCCUCACCCUGGCUUGCGCGUUAGAGUGCAGAACCGAGUCCAAGUGUGCAGGGGAGAGGCCUGGCUGGCCCGAGGGCGGCCGCAACAGCUGGAACCUGGAGAGCUAUUCCUGGAACAAAGGCAAGCACUACGCGGGAAGGGACACGAGCACGGGGGAGAUCGCGGCCACCCGAAGGUGA